Molecule: messenger RNA, 978 nt
Organism: Octopus sinensis (East Asian common octopus)
Lineage: Eukaryota; Metazoa; Mollusca; Cephalopoda; Octopoda; Octopodidae
Product: ankyrin repeat domain-containing protein 46
Exons: 3
Coding region: 231-854 (207 amino acids)
Molecular function (GO): protein binding
Source: RefSeq, a predicted model, not a curated record
UCAGUGGAUUCAGAACGAGGCUCGACUUCAAAACACCAAAACGGUGUUUGAGUUGUUUGUAUGUUUCUUUUAUCUGCGAUUACCACAAAAUAUCAGCCAUUUAUUUCAACUAUUGACGUUUUAUUCACGGAAUCCAGGGCUUGAAUGUCUUGUAGGAAGAACGGAUUACUCACUUAAUGGGUAAAUACUAAACCAAGCUUUGAGAAAUCUUCCAAUACAUAUAUUUACUUAUGGUUACGACUGAUCUGUUGGACAUAAUGGAGAGGGGACACGCCUUGAAAGAUGCAAUUUUGGAUGGGGAUAUAAGCAAAGUGAAAGAGCUAUUGGAUCUUAAAACCUACGAUACAAACGAACAGACUAAUUCCGGUAAAACGGCCCUGCAUCUUGCAGCCAUACGUGGGUAUUCUGAAAUAAUCGAACUUCUUCUCAACCAUGGUGCCAAUCCGAAUAUAAAGGACCGUAAUGGGAAUACUCCGUUGCAUUGGUGUGGUCACAUAGAAAGCACCGAUUUAUUGGUGAGCCACGGCGCAUCUUUAUCUAUCAGGAAUAAAAUGCACAAGACACCAAUUCAGUUAGCUGAACGGCGUGGCGUACCAAUUGAGGUUUUAAACCACAUGAUCAAACUGUGGAAAUUACAAGAGAAUGAUGACACCGUGUCAGUUGACUCAGAGAAGGGUUACUAUGGGCAAAGCCUGUUUAUGGAUUUCUGCAAUGGUGUUGGGGUGAAAGUGUUCUCCCUUGUUGUAUUGAUUCUCCUUGUCUGUUCCUUGUAUAUCGCAUACUCCGUUACAGGUCUAGCUCACCAUGAGAAGCGUAUCCUUAUUGACUCAACAAGUAGUCGAGUUGAACUUUAGUAAUGUUACAUGUAUACAUAUAGCACAUAUGUCAAUACAUACAUAUAUGUCUAUGCAUACAUACAUAUAUAUAUAUAUAUAUAUAUAUAUAUAUAUAUAUAUAUAUAUAUAUAUAUAUAUAUAC